AUGUCAGAUAACAUUACUUCUGCUACUGCUGCAAAUACAAAUACCCCAACAUCUACUUCUACAACAACCCUAGAAAAUAGCAGUAAAAGCAAUUAUUAUAAUCCUAGUUCGAUCCAUAAUAAUAUUUAUAAUAAUAAUAAUAAUAAUAAUACAACUGGAUCGAUAGGACCAACAACAACAACAACAACAGCGGCAACGGCAACAACAGGCAUAUCUACAACAAAUACAGAUUCAGGUAAAUCUUCAGUUUCAAGUAUAUCCACCAAUAAUUCAAUCUUUUCAGAGGCACCAGAAGCAAAUCCACAACAUUAUUGUUCACAUCCUCCAUAUCAACAUUUUCCAUUUAUGACAAAUAACAAUCAUCAUCACCAUAACAAUGCCAAUGUUGGUGGCAUUCCUGCUUCGGGGUACCCUUUCCCACAACCUAAUGCUUCACCAACAACAACAACAGGAGCACCAACCAUAGUCUCACAUAGCAAUGGAACCCCUGAAUUACAACAACAACAACCUCUUGUGCCACCUCAACCACAAGCACAAUCAACUGUAUCAUCUUCACUUCCCCAAUAUCAGAAUCAAAUAAUAUCGGGAACAGGAGCUUCUACAAACCCACCCCAUAACCCUCGAAUCAGUGCCAAAUUCAAUAAUCACGAUAUUCAAAUAUUACGUCAAUUAUUAUUAGCUGGUGAAAAACAUAAGUGGAAGCAAAUCACUAAAGAAUUGAAUUCAUCAACGAACCAUAACGCUCAUAUAGUUGCAGCAAUAAAUGCUGCUGCUGUGAAAUCAAGAAAUCUUGCUAACAAUUAUGACUCUAACAAUAAUAACCACAACAUUAAUGAUAAUACACCUACAACUAAUCUACAUCAUAGUUUUGGAUAUCAUCAUCUUCAACAACAACAACACAGCUUGGAUCAAAAAUCAUUAGGUCAUAGAAUAGGUAAUGGUACUACUAGCUCUUCUUCUGCUACUAGUGGAAGUCUUUCUGGCAGUUCACCUUCAACAAUACCAGCCAAGAAUGUUUCUCCAACAUUUGUUGUUAAACAAUAUCAACAAUUACUAGGGUUCCCUAAUAAUGCAUUAUAUUUUGGUACCUUAGGUAGUUCUUUGCCUUAUGUUGUUGCUGAGAAUGGAUGGGAUGAUAUUGGACCAGAAGCAACCAACUAUCAAUUUUAA
Molecule: messenger RNA, 1170 nt
Organism: Candida dubliniensis CD36
Lineage: Eukaryota; Fungi; Ascomycota; Pichiomycetes; Serinales; Debaryomycetaceae
Exons: 1
Coding region: 1-1170 (389 amino acids)
Source: RefSeq, a predicted model, not a curated record